UGUACAGUGUCAUACAUCCAGCAUGGCGUCCAGAAAUGCAAUUUUAUUUCUAUUUUGUGUUCUUUUUUGUACGAUUUUAGUUAGUUCUAGGAAUAUUCAUAAGAAAAAACCUACAGAUGGAGUACAUCCAACGAAAGAAAGCGCGGAUGCAGCUUUAAAUGCCCAUCAGCAAGCUCCCGUUCAUCCUAAAAUCACUGAAAAAGAGAAAGAAGAGCAUAAAAGCGAAGGAGAGCAUCAAGAUAAAGAUGAGAAUGUUGGGGAAGAGGARGACCACAAUGAAAUCCCUAAAGAUCAUCCAAAAAGAAAAGGCUUUCAAGGUGGCGUYGUGCUGCUUGGUAAACACCCCAGCUGUCUCCAUGAUGUGCAACGAUURUGCCAUGAAUUUCCUCCUGAAAAUAAUUUUGAUAUCCUUGUGUGCCUGCAAGAUAAAGCCAAGGAAGAUGAUAUAUCGAAUGAAUGUCACAAUCUCUUAUGGUCCUACAAGAAAAACCUAACCUGUGAUUCAAGAUUUGAGGAUGCAGCAAAACAGUUCUGUAAAGAUGACCUUAAAAAGAUGCCUUACUGUCAACACCAGUUGUCAAAAUAUCCYGGCAAAGGAAAGCUUGUUCCGUGCAUGCUGAUGCAUCGUCAAACCAACAUCACGAACACCAAUUGCCUCAGCAUGAUGACUAAAAUGCAAGCCAUUGUUUUUAGUAACUACCACCUUAUYGAUGGAUUCUUUGACAAGUGUCAUGAYGAUGUCACAAAGCAUCAGUGUGGACGGAUUACGGAUAAAGAGGAAGAUGAGGAUAUCCAUACUCAAAAUGAAGUACUYGAAUGCCUUGAGGACCACACAGAGACCCUUACAGCAGACUGCCAGAAAGAGAUUUAUCGCAUGGCAGAACUUUCAUCAGACGAUUACCACUUGGACCGACCAUUAUUCUACGCUUGCAGGGAAGACAGAGAGAAGUUUUGUGCUGAAAUACCAUCUGGGGAAGGAAGAGUUUAUAGCUGUUUGAAGAAACAUAAAUUUGAAAGGACAAUGACAAAAGAGUGUCAAACAGCAUUAACUAUUCGACAGAAAGUAGAAUCCCAUGAUUAUAAGUUAGAACAUGCUCUUAGUGAUGGGAAACCUGUCGAUAGCAAGUGUCAAUCAGAGUUAUUUGACAUCCGCAAACAACUCAUGGAAGACUUCAAAAUCAACCCUGAAGUUGUAUCAGGAUGUGAAGAUGAGAUUCAAAACCACUGCUCAAAGGGCAAAGAAAGAGAAGGAAAGACUCUUGACUGUUUGAUGAAACUAGCUGAAGAACCUAAAAAAAUCAGCAAGAAAUGCACUAAGGCUCUGUCGACAUUGCUUAAAGAAACUGGUGCAGGUGGGGAUUAUCGCAUUGACCACACCCUCUAUACGGCCUGCGAACCUGUAGUGCAGACGACGUGUAAAGACAAGGGAAGGAAAGAUGGUGAUGUCAUGAUUCUUACUUGUCUGAUGGAUCACUUGAACUCUGAAUCCAUGGUCCCAGAGUGCAGAGAACAACUUCUGCAUUUACAGUUCUUCGUUGCUAGGGACUUCAGGUGCAUCUUAUGCCAGAGGUCCAGGAAGCGUGUAUGAAGGACCUGGGAUCAUACUGUAGCCAUAGUAUAGAGAAAGGACAGGAAAUAGACUGUUUACAAACAAACUUUGAAAAACUUGACGAAAGGUGCAGGGCAGUCAUUAAGAAUUUCACGGAGGAUGAGGGGCAGGACUAYCAACUGGAUCAGACUCUUGUCAAAGUGUGUACUGGAAUGGUGACUAAAUUCUGUGGGGAUGUAGUCAACCGAGGUGAAAGUGAUGGAGUUUUACCUUGCUUGAUAGAGCAUAAAAACGACCCAGAGAUGGAUGAAAAAUGUAAAGCAUCCAUUGAACAUUGGCAGCUGGACUACCAACUGGAUCAGACUCUUGUCAAAGUGUGUACUGGAAUGGUGACUAAAUUCUGUGGGGAUGUAGUCAACCGAGGUGAAAGUGAUGGAGUUUUACCUUGCUUGAUAGAGCAUAAAAACGACCCAGAGAUGGAUGAAAAAUGUAAAGCAUCCAUUGAACAUUGGCAGCUGAUUGAACUCAAGGAUUUCACAUUCUCAGCUAAUUUCAAGAAAGCAUGCAGAAAAGAUGURGAGAAGCUUUGCCCAAAAGCUCAAAAUAAGCAUGAUGUUAUUAAGUGUUUAAGCAAGCAUGUCAGAGAUGCUGUUGUGGAAGAGCAGGCUCAUGUUGUUUCUGAAAAGUGCCGAAAAGAACUUCAUGUUGCUGAAGAAGAGGAGGGAGAAAACAUCAAGUUUGAUCCAGAACUUUAUGGAGCUUGCACUAAAGAUGCAGAGACAUACUGCUCUGAUGUGACAGAAGGACAAGCCAAGGUACUUGAGUGYCUWAAGGACAAUAUGGAGUCUUUGUCAAAGGAAUGCCAUGCACAGGUGUUUGAAAGAGAGAAAGUAGAAAUGCAAGAUCCCAUGGUCGAUUGGAAACUAGUUAAGACAUGUCAAAAAGCAAUUGAGCAUUUCUGCCCAGAAACUGAUCCAAGAGACAUCUUGAAAUGCCUCAAAGAGCACAAACAUGAACCAGAGAUGGAUAAGAGGUGUUUGGCUAUUGUGACAAAACGGCAAAAAGCACAGUAUGAAAAUGAUGAGCUCGACCCUGAAUUGCAUGGAGCUUGUAAGAGAGACAUAAAGAAGUUCUGUAAAAAUCUCAGUGGCCAUGACAUGGGACAGAUGAUGACUUGCCUUAAGACUCAUUUAGAUAGGUUGUCAGAGGAAUGUGAACACUACGUUCGGUCUGUAACAAGAGAGGAAUCACUAGACUAUCGACUUGAUCCAACUCUUUCAAAGAACUGUAAAACUGAGAUUAACCAGCUUUGCAGUGACGUUGAGCCAGGAAAAGGCAGAAUGGAACAAUGUCUCAGAAAGCACUUUGGCAAAAUAGUUCCUUCAUCAAGAUGCUAUGCUGAGGUGAUUCGAACCAUGAAGGAAGGUAGAACUGAUAUCUAUAGAGAUUGUAAUGUUGAACUCUCCAUGAGGAUGCAUCAAUGGGGUGUUGCCAAGAUUACACAUCUGGAGUCCCUAAGUGAUUUAGGAGUUGCUAUUACAACAUCACCAUCAAAGAGCUAUUUUUUCAUGGUAUUCGCCAUUGCGCUUGCAAUUAUCUUUAUUGGAGGCCUUGUGUUUGGACGUUUUUCUAAGCGUAUUAAGAGAGAGAUUAAAGACCGGUGAUUCUACAAUAGGUGACUUUCAACAAAAACAUAUGGGUUUCUUUGACAGUCUAGUAAUUCGUGAGUAAUGGACAAUGCUGUGAAAUUGAGAUUUGACCAAYAACAACAACAACAAUGUCAAAUCAAUGGAUAUUUUAGUCUCUUUUUGUAACUUUUUGCAUAGCGUCAUACAUCUAWAAGCUUUAAUAUUACUGUAAUAAUUAUUAGGCAUUCAUAAAGGAGAUGAAGAAUGUAUUUCCGGAGAAGUAUUACCUUAGAAAAUGCUUUUAGUUAUGUCAAAAAUCUAGAAUUUUAUGUUUAUGGAUCAUUUACUCAUCAUUUACUCAUUUAGAAUUAGUCAACACACUUAAUUGUUGAAACAGGAUUGGUGCUAAGUUAUGAUAAUUAGAGUGAAGUCAUUUGACCCAUGAAAAAAAAAACUUGAGCGUUAAAGUGUGAUAGUCAAAUAGACAUAAAACAAAACAAUAUGCAAUUAAAACUUACUAACUAAGGUGUGUUAUUGAAUAAUUUUCUAUUUCACGUUUUUUUUUACUUCACUCUAAUUUCUUUUCUAUUGUCUAACAAUAUUAUUUAGUAGCAAUUAGCUGUGUUUCAACAAUUAAGUGUGUCCACAAUACUUUGGCUUAUUAAUUACUCUUAAAAAUUAGGCAGAGAAAAUAUAAUUCAAGGAUUUUAUCCAAGCAUUUUUAAAGUUGAAAUAUCUGAAUAAUUUUUAAUAGAAAAGACCAUAAGAAUUAUGACCAUAGAUGUUUGGAUAAGAUUGAUAAUUAGUACUUCUCAGGUCCAAUGUUAAUUCUGUACAUUCAAUAUUUCCAUAGAAAACAUUUCUUAGUUCAGAGAAAUUAAAUUUAAUGUUGGUUUAGCUGUAGUGAGAUUAGAACUUGGUGCUGGAACUGUUGGAUGUGACAUACGGUUGAAAGUAUUGCUAGUUGUCUGUUCAAGCAACUUAAUUUAUAAUAUUGCRAAAGCUGACACCUGAAUUUAAAKGACUUCUCUUUGAAAAAUAUUAAUUAUUUUAACAGUAGGAGCAAGGUUCCAUUGAAUUGCAAAAGUCUGGGUGUUAUUGCGUGUGUGUUUCUGUCCUUGAUUGUUUUGCAUUGUAAUUAAGAUGGAGAAGUAACUCCGUAUACAGGGAAAUAGGGUCUAAUUGYUCAAAAAUCAAUAGCACUAUUCGCUGGAUAAAAUCCAGAUAAAAUGCAUCGAGUGCCAAAUAAUGUCAUCUACUAUUUGUACAAACGGCACYGGAUGAAUUGUUUAAGUAAUUGAAAGAAAAAAACACUUGAAUAAGUGUCUGAGACAAAAAAUGAAAGUUAAAAUAAUCUGUUUUAAAAGUCUUCUUCAUGGUUCCUUUUGCAAUUUUGAAAGUGAACUGUGCAUUUUGCAUUGAAUCAAGUCUUUUGAGAUUAUAGAAACAUUUCAUACCUGCAGACAAUAAUUUGUUGGUAUAUUUGAGUGCAAGCCCAAAGAUCGUUUGGCUUCUAUAAAAAGUUAUGGUUACUUUUCAAGAUUGUAUUGAACUUUGUAGAAGACUUUUAGGUUUUGACUAUUAGCUAUGGAUUAUAAUGUACUGUUGUAUGGAAGCAAAUACCAUCUUGCYACAUUUUGUUAACUAGAAAACAAAGGAGCACAUCGAGUUACUGUGGUAAUCAAUCUACUAGUAGAGUGUUCUUGCUUAAAUAAUAAAACUUAAUUUGAAAUAUGUCUGCUGGCACUGUGUAUUGUAUUUUUAUCACAAUCGCAAAGUUCAAAGCAAUUCAUCCAAUUACAAAAAUGUGACCGUAAAAUUAGUAAUAGAUUCAUCGCACUUAAACUGUGCAACUGUACGAUAUCUAAGUAGUACUAAUUUGUACUAUAAGUGGACCUGAAGCAAGACUGUAUCAAACGCUUUAUUUGUAUCAAUUCAAUUUAAUUUGCGUACCACGUGCACGAUUUAUUAAAUACACCUAAACAGCACUACUUAGUUUGUACAAUUGCACGUUUUAAGUGCAAGCACUCUACCAUUUUGUAUUAUUUUAUGCUAAUUAUUUUGUGUUUUUUUUUCUGUUUUUCUUUCUAUUAACAUUUUUUGCAUUGCAGUUUAGUAAUUAAAGCUUCACACUUUUAGGAAAAACACUAGUACAUGUAUUUCACAAAAUAUUGAGUUUAAUAUAAAAAGCACAAAAUAAUGUAAAUGCAGUCAGUAACACUUAUGAAUGAUUAAGUAAUUAAUUGUAGAAAAUCUGAUUAGGUAGUUGUAGUACGAAAUAUAACAUUAAAUUCAUUGGAGAAAUCU
Molecule: messenger RNA, 5484 nt
Organism: Exaiptasia diaphana
Lineage: Eukaryota; Metazoa; Cnidaria; Anthozoa; Actiniaria; Aiptasiidae
Product: Golgi apparatus protein 1
Cellular component (GO): Golgi membrane
Source: RefSeq, a predicted model, not a curated record